AUGGUGGAAGGGAAUGCUUUAGGUCCCACUACGGAUGUAACUGUACACGUUGCUGGUACCUUUACGCUUCCUCUGCACCAGCAGGCGCUGGAGACGCUGGAGGAUCCACUCUUACAAAGUGAGAUCAUGCAAGAAGCGGUGCGUUUGGCUAUUGCAGAGAAACUGGGUGGAUUUGAUAAUGUGAAUAUCACUACUACUCACAAGGGAGGAAAACCUAUUUUUGAGGCUCAUUUACAAUUAGCGGAUUUAUGUUCGGCUAUUGCCAAUGUACAGUAUGCAUAUAAACACGCGAUGACUCAAAUGCUUCGGAUGCAGGAGAUGAUUACGGAAACACUUCAACAUGAUCAAGAAGAUGAGGAUAAAAAAAAAGAUGAAGUAAAAGAAGAAAAAGGGGAAGGAAGUGAAGAAAUAAGUAAAGUAAUGAGUGAAAAGAACUCUGAAGUACUUUCUAAACUUGUUAAAAUGUUAGAAGAUACUUUAGAGGGUCCAGGGGAAUCAUCCCUCUCAGCAGCGAUUCGUACUCGAAUGCAUAGUAAUAAUGAUGAUGAUAAUGAUAACAGUAUGGGUAAUUUAGAUGAGGAUAACUGUGAGGAAUACAGAGACCCAGAGGAUGAAGGCUAUAUACCCUUAUUGGAUGAUCAAGAGUCUGAACCAGAUAAUGAAGAUAAUGAUGAGGAUGAUAAUAAUGAUAAUAAUAAAGAGGGUGAUAAUGAUAAUAAUAGUAAUAUUUGUUCUUGA
This is a messenger RNA of Trypanosoma theileri, 738 nucleotides long. RefSeq lists its product as uncharacterized. The coding region runs from base 1 to 738 and encodes 245 amino acids. The transcript has a single exon. NCBI's taxonomy places the organism in Eukaryota, Euglenozoa, Kinetoplastea, Trypanosomatida, Trypanosomatidae. The record is from RefSeq and is a predicted model, not a curated record.